Molecule: messenger RNA, 5370 nt
Organism: Cinara cedri
Lineage: Eukaryota; Metazoa; Arthropoda; Insecta; Hemiptera; Aphididae
Source: the annotation of a GenBank genome assembly
AUGCCACCGAUUCAACUGAAAAAUUCCCUUAUGGUCAUGGGUCUCUCUGAAGAAUUAUUUGUGAGCUUCAAGGAAAAUGUUAGUAGCAUGGAUCAAGUUAGUUGCUACUUUUGAGAAUAGUAUUGACCCCUCAGAUAAAGACUUUGGCCUGUUGCAAUAUGUAAUAACUAGGGAUCGGAUUUUAAAGCAUACUAAAUAACAAAAAAACACAACAUUUUUUUAAAAAAACAAAAAUAAAGCAUAUUUAUUUAUUUAUACGUUUUUUACGCAUUUUAAGCAUUCGUUUUUACUAUAGUCAGUCAAGUGCUGACUGUUGAACGUAAAACAUGGACGUUGCAAAUGCAAUUUGUAUAUGGAUGCUAUUGUAGAAGAUAGCGUCAUAGACAAAAAGAAAGAAAAUAUUGGGUUCAUCCUAUUUUACAAAAUAGACUUCAUGCCUUUGCUUUACUCUUGAUAAUAUUACAAACUUGUAACUUCUUAAACUUACAAUUUUUUCGAAAAAAUAAUUGCACAAAUAGAACGUAUCGCUACGAAAUGGGCGUUGAAACUGAACACUUCAAUGCUUAUCUGUUCCAACGCGCGUAGACAGGGUAAUCGCAUUACAGCGACAUUAAAUGCGCAUUGACAAUAAGGCUAGGUUCACAUGGACGCGCGUUAAUCAGCCGCGCGUGUUUAGAUAUACGGGUUUCUCAUACAUCGUUUACAUGGCGCGCGUAUGCGGGCGUAUACGCGCGUGGAUCGUGAUAACGACGCAAAAAUCUAUUUCCGCGCGUACACGCGCGUGACAGCGCGGAUUGAAAUUCCUUGUAUCAUUAUCGGACCGUUCAGUUGACACGUGCGUUUCGAUGCGAACGAUCGAAUUUUGAUAAAUAUUUUCAUAGUGUUUGAAAACUAGUGUUUUUUUAAAUAUGGAAAUCGAGAUAGAUACUUUAAUUAACAAAGUAGAAAAAAGGUCUGCCAUAUGGGACAUGACAAGGCAUGAAUGAUUUUAGGAUACAAAGUGAUAUAAAGAUUAUCAGAAAGCCUUGUUUUUAAAAUAGGAUGAACCCAAUAUUUUCUUUUCCUCAUUUCUCUACGUCUGCUUAUCUUUUAGUGGACGGCCUACAAACAUACAGCAUCUAUCACAUCCAUUCUCGAUGACAGUCUGGCUUGUACUAUAUAUCGUUUUUAAAUAUAGUUUUUGACUAGAAAAUUUCUGUACAACGCGCGUGACACGCAGCCAUCUGAACAGUAAACGCGCGUCCAUGUGAACCUAGCAUAACGGUACGGUCACGGUCUGGCGAUGGGUAAAAUAUAAUGUAUAAAUAUCUAUUUUUAUAUUAUAUAUAGAUGCAAUCAAGCCGAUAGCAAAAACUAUAAUAAUUCAAUAUAACCAUUUAGUCCAUAUUCCGGGUUUUUGCAUUUCGUAUUAAUUAAAUAAACAUUUUUUUAUUAAUAUAACAUAAUAAACAUAUAGAAAUUCCAUAGCUAGAAUAACUGAAAAAAGCAAUAAAAUAGUAAAAAAAGCAUUUACAUAAAAAAAGCAAAAAUAAAUUAAUUUAUUUGGAAUUAGAAUGACGUGAAACGAAUUUAUGUAUAAAAAUUAAAUUUCUAUUUUAAAUAUAUAUAAAGAAGCAUUUGCUUUAAAAUCCGAGCCCUAGUAAUGGCCUUAGUCUUUGAGAAUUUUGGUAUGCGUGCUUCUAGGUUCGUUUACUUUGGUUGAAAGUCUAAAGGUUCCCGAAGUUUUGCUUAAUGCUCUUGAUAUAAAUUAAAUCGCAGAUGCGAUAUUUCAGAUUUAUUCGGUAAUUGAUCCGUAUUAGAGUACAACUGAGACUACCAGAACUCCUUAUUUUCUGUGUGCUCAGUUAAAUGGUCCUUUAUACUUCAGGGCUCUCCAACUAAAUAAAUCCUGUUCAGAAUUGAUCUACCUGAUUGUAAGCUCUUUUAAUAUUUCGAACAUCGUGAGGUGGAACAGGACUCUCCAAAGGUCAUCAGACUCAAUAUGAUCUCUAACUAUUAUCAAAAGUAUUUCGACUAAAUGGUAUCUUCAGAAGUUGCAUCCAAAAGAACCUCCCCUCCUUCUGUAUAGAUACAGAAUGUUUUGUUCUGUAUAUGCUUGAGCAUAAGCAAAAAGUUUUACAUAUAUAACAUAUACAUAUUAUACACAUAUAUAACUUUAAGUUUAAUAAUAAAAUAUGUGGAAGUAAGAGAAAAGAUGGCCCACAGGGAUGAAAUUUAUCCCUUGUAGUGCGAUGAUUACGACACAAAUUACCAUAGAUGAUAAACUGAUCAAGGAUAAAUUCUGGAAUCCAGUCAACGAGAGUUAAUAAAAUAUAAUACAAUAGGCUGCAAAUCUCAUUUAACAGAAAGCGGCACACUCUGCCUCCCUCGUAGACAUGCCUAUAAUAAUACUACAAUUAGUUUUCAUAAGUCGAUCGUUUUUCAGCAACCGUACAAAUGUCGUCGAUUAUAAGUGAUAUCUUACUCAAUAAUAAAAAAACAAAUGGUUUUUCGGUAUUAAUCGACACUAUAUCAAAAGUAAAUCAAAUAAAUGAUACAUUAACAUUUUGAUUUCUCGAAAAACACGUGACAUAAUUUAAUUAUUUAGAUUCCAUCCAAAGGAAGUAUUUUUCGAAUUGAACAAACUAUAUUAGCUCUAAAAAAAAUCGUACACGUAUGCUCCCAAGUCAAUGAUCAGAAAAUUAAACCAGAUGACGCAUUAGCAAUAUCUACGGAUCUUUUACUUAUAGUCGGUAAUCUUUUUGAACACUUGUUAACAAUACCGAACAAUGAAAUCAUAUCAGAAGUGGAAAGAAUUGAACAGAUUUACAAGUAUACAUAACUAAAUACCUAAUUUCACUAUAUUUACGAAUAGACCCCUUCAGGAAUUUCCAACGGACGGGAUAAAUUACAAUCAUGAAUAAAUUGUCCAAUUUUAUUUAUUGUUGUAAUCUGUUUUUACUUUUAUAACCCUCCGAUAUUGUAAAUUUAAAAAAAAAAUCUUGUUUUUUUCUAAUAAAUAUAUAUCUGUAGCUUAGUGCAAGCAGGAUCUAAUUGAUGAGAAAUUGUAUUUUUAAAUAGGUAUAUGUCAAAAAAUAAAAUUAAGUUAUCAAAUUUCCAAAAAUAUAAUAAUACAUUUUAUAUUCGGAGCAGAAAUAUUGGAUCUAUAUUUUUUUAUUUUUUUUUUUGGUCUGUAAACAACUUCGUACAAAAAUCUUGCUCUACUCUAAAAGUGAAAAGAUAUAUUUUUUUGUUGCAUUUUAGAUCUAGUUGCUAAGGAAUCAAUCAUUGAUUUUCCUUGUAAUUUUUAUAAAAAUUGGAAAAAAUCAAAAAUGACUGAAAAUGAAAACAGGCAAAUUUACGGCGUUAUGAUUUUAUUAUUUUAAAUGCGUUUGGUUCAGGUUUUCUAUCAGAAAUAUUGGCCUUGGCCCAUAAGAAAAACGACAAAAGAUUAAUUUUGUUUGUGAAUCUAAUUCGUGAAUAAUAAUAUCAUUUUUUUUUUUUUUUAUUUGACCAGUAGUUUUUAUAAUAAUUGGGAGAAAACGUAUAAAGAAUGAGGAAGUUUACAACAGGAAAUAAUAGUUUCAUUAUUUUCAAUUUGUGUUUUUUGUUAAUUUUUUUAGAAAUAUUCGUAGUAGGCAUGCAAAGUUAUUCGUUAAACUCGAAGUGUCAAAAUAAUCGAUUAUUUCGAUUAAUUAGUAUAUUUUGAAGAAGCAGUUUAUACACAGUUUAUACGAUAUGUAUUCGUCAUGUUCGAUAGUCAGUUUGAUUGAAAUAAUUGGCACUAUUGAUAUAUUUUGAAGAUAUAUCGAUGUAUUAAAAUACAUGCAUCUAAAGAUGCAUUGAAGCAUUGAUUUCAUUUGUGUCGAUAUAUAUUUAUUUCCUAAUUAUAUCAAUUAAUCGAUACUAACUCUCAUGAAAAACGAUUAAUCGAUAUAUCGGCACAGGCGCAAUUCGUAGGCUUAAAAUGUUGAGAAAACACUUAUAUUUUUCUUUUCUAGACGUGGUCAAAUUUUCAAAAUAUUGUUGUGUUAUAUAUUUUUGAGCUAUUUAAAGACAUUUUAUGUUUUAUGUGUUUUUUUCGUAGUUUUUAUUUUGUAGGUACCAUGUAGACAUUAUUGUUUGACCAAAUAAAAAUGGUUAAAAUUUAACAGUAGGUUCAUUUUAAGUUUUAAUUUUUUUAUUUAAUUGUUUUAAGAUCAAAUGUUACAGAAAAUCUUAAAUAUUACGGCCUUACAAAUGAACUUCGCUCAAAGUCGUUCUUUGUUAGUAAUGGUUAAUCGGUACUCAUAAAUUAAAUUAAUUAACUCUAUGUAUCUUAUUUACGCUUUUUCUGCUCUUUUUUUAAAAAAAAAUUGCUGACAUUGGCUAUUCUUGUACUAAGCUACAGAUAUAUUCUAAGUACGUCCUAAAAAUAAGUUCUAUUUUUAUCGCGUCUGUGCUUUUAUCAUAAUUGUGGUUAUUGCUGAUUAUUUUAUUAUAUCGUAGGGUAAAACUAUUUUAAAACUAUAGUCUGUCCCAGGAGAGAACAGUCCGCUCUCCGACCAAAUCGAAGGGCUACUGCGCAUCUCCACGUCGCAACACUAUCCAUUUAUCCCCUCCCGGAUCUAUCGACAGCGCAGCAACGGCCACCGCAGAAGUGGUGCAGGUUUUGUACACUGCGUUUCAAAUAAUGCACUGUUGACUGUCGAUAGUCCACUGUUUUUAAAAAUGAAAUGUUUUAAUAUAAUUAUUUAUUAUUUAAUUAAUAUAUAUCUCUGUAUUAUACCUACUGUAUCAUACCUACUGUAUUAUACCUACAGUGUUCAAUAAGAUAUUAAAUAAAUAAAUAUGUAUACAAAAAAAACAAAGUCUGGNUGCGAUGCGCGAUGUCUGAUAAUAAUAACAAUUGAAUUUCUACAAAAUAUCCUAGCGGUGUAUAGUCAAAAACCGACGACGGAAGAAAUGACAAUCGGCUUCCUUCGCUGAAAUUAAGUUAUGUGGAGGGGGAAAACAUGCGCACAAGCGGACCGUUCUCUCCUGGGACAGACUAUAGUUGGUAUUACGGCCAGUGAUUUGUUUUAUGAAUGUAAAAUCAUUUUAAACCAGUUUACACCCGCCGUCAAAUUUAUGAUGUUUACGGAGAAAAUACAAUGAGUUAGAAGGUAGGUGUGAUUUUUCAAUGAAAAUUUUCAUGAAGAACAAACUGGGUGACCGUCUUUGAUGAUUGGUAAUUUAUUGCGUGAAGUUGAAAAGGAAAUUUAAAAAAACAAGUUUACUUGAUGUCACUGUCGAUACAUUUUUCUCUUUUACACAUGAAAUCAUUUGUUUAUGAUCAGAAAUUCAAUGGAGACGAAAGAAGAUGUUGAAACAUGGUUUCAAUCACAGGUGACAUCUUUCUAUGAUGAAUGA